UGUGCCAUUUUUAGCUUUCCAAUAUAACUAAACCAUGCUAGCUUUUUCCCAUAGAUAGAUAAAAGUAUAUAUUUUCAUCUCUCCUUCAGGGUGGUGGGCAACGCCACCGGCUACCUCCCCCGCCAUCAUCAAUCAUCCUCAUAACAAUACCAUUUCAAUUUCCACACAACAAUCACCAACAUCAACAAUGUCAAUGCUAGCACCCCCAUUUCAACUCUUAGAAAUGAACAUCAUAUCAGCACAAGAUCUAUCACAAGUUUCUAAAUCAAUCAAAGCCUACGCAGUUGCAUGGCUCAAUCCAGAACGCAAGUUAACCACCCAAAUUGAUCCUCACGGUCACAACAACCCUACCUGGAACGAAAAAUUCGUUUUCCGCAUCGACGAUGAUUUCCUCCAAUCCGAUGAUUCCUCCGUCAUGAUCGAAAUCUACUCGUCCACUUGGCUCCGCGAUGUCCUCAUCGGAACCGUCGGCGUUCAUCUCAACAGUCUCAUACCUCGUUCAGGUAACCGCAAAUCGAAGAUCCGUUUCGUCGCGUUACAGGUUCGUCGUCCCUCCGGUCGUCCUCAGGGGAUUCUCAACAUCGGCGUUAAUCUCGUCGACGCUACGUUGAGAAGCAUGCCGAUGUAUUCUGAGCUUAGUGGUUCCGCGAUUGAAUAUUACGAUAUAACAAACCCUAAAAAAAAGAAUCAAACCGAAAACAAUAAUUAUGAUGCUAAGCUUAUGAUGACGCUUCAACGAUCACAGAGCGAGAAAAACGAUUCGACGAUUAAUGAUUAUACUUAUAAUCCUGACGGAAAAAACGGUUACGGCGAUGAAUCUGAAUCUGAAAUCAGUGUUCCGAAUCCGACUGGCAGGAAAGGUGUGAUCGUGAACGCCAACGGAUCAUUAUGUUCUGACGUCGGGCCUUCUCCGUCGGUUGUGGCAGCAGCUAUAGCAAAAGGACUGUAUCCAUUGCCAUUGCAGAUGCCGCGAAAAACAAUGAAUUCCACUUCAAUGUUUGAGAAAUGGCCGCCGGAGAAAGAGAAUGGCGGGGAACGGCUGAAUAUGAAGAUGGAUCGGUGGAGAACGAUAGAGUUGCCGCCACCGGUGUAUGAUCAUUUGGGGAAGGAUAAUAAUAGUGUCGAACAGAAAAAGGUGGCGAAACCAACUGCAAAAGGAAAAGGUAAGAAUCAAAAAUCACGGCAAAAUGGACCGUUUUCGUGCUUUGGAACAGCAUUAGGGUGUGAGAUUUCAAUAACUUGUGGCGGGGGUAACGGUAAGAAGAGGGUUGGUGGUGGCAAUAACAAGCCUCGAGCUGUUACUGCAUCUGAACUUACUUAUGAUGAAUCCUCAUAUAUGGGAUGAAGUGCAUGUAUGUUGUAAAACUAAAUUUUAUUGUUAUGGUUGUGUUGUGAUUCAUAUAUAGUUUGGGUUAGAAGUAGAAAUGUGAUUUACCCUUUCUUUCUUUCUCAACUGAUUUAUCAUAUGUUGAGGAUGAGAUAAUGUAUAUCAAAAUUGAAUAUUGAUUUAAUCAUAAUUUGUUGA
Molecule: messenger RNA, 1525 nt
Organism: Lathyrus oleraceus (garden pea)
Lineage: Eukaryota; Viridiplantae; Streptophyta; Magnoliopsida; Fabales; Fabaceae
Exons: 1
Coding region: 188-1345 (385 amino acids)
Biological process (GO): defense response
Source: RefSeq, a predicted model, not a curated record